Molecule: messenger RNA, 543 nt
Organism: Pichia kudriavzevii
Lineage: Eukaryota; Fungi; Ascomycota; Pichiomycetes; Pichiales; Pichiaceae
Exons: 1
Coding region: 1-543 (180 amino acids)
Source: RefSeq, a predicted model, not a curated record
AUGUCGGGUCCAAGAAAAAAUCGUGGCGGCAACUUCAAGGGCAAAAAAGAUACUAGGAAAUAUCUUAGGGGGAAAGAAGGUAAGACAGAGGAGAUCAAAAAAGCAUUAACACAUAGAGCAAGACUUAGGAAAAACUACUUCAAGUUACUAGAGAGAGAAGGACUAGAUGUCCCCGAUAAAGAGGGUGAAAAGUUAGUGGGUGUUGAAGGUGAAUCCUGUCAAGUGGGGGACUCUGGAGAUGCUACUGAACACACGAAUUCCGCAAAAUCUGAAAUCGAAAUCAUAAAGGAUAAAAUCAAAAACAAGGAAGCGUUGACGUUCCAAGAGAGAAUCUUAUUGAAAAAGCACAGGCGAGAAACCGACAAACAAAUAAAGAUGGAGAGAAUAAGAGAGAAACUCGAGACCAUGAGGAAGAAGAAAAUGGAGCGUGAACAUAAAACUGAACGUAUUCAGAAUACAAUGACCAGAAAGGGGCAGCCAUUGAUGGGCCCUAGGAUCAACAACUUAUUAGAUAAGAUCAGACAAGACAAAAAGAGCCAAUAA